AUGCCUUACGUCGAAAGCAAGUUUCAGAAGAAGGACAUGCAAUUCCGCUACCUUGGCGGUACCGGAUUGCAGGUCUCCGUGCUGUCCUUGGGCGGCUGGCUUACCUACGGUGGCACAGAGAAGGGAAACAUCGUCAAGGACUGUCUCGAGACCGCUUGGAGUCACGGAAUCAACUUCUUUGACACUGCCGAGGGCUACGCUGGUGGCGAGUGUGAGGUCGAGAUGGGCAACGCGCUCAAGGAGCUCGCUUGGCCCCGUGACGAAUACGUGCUGUCCACCAAGAUCUUCUUUGGCACCUCCCGAGAAGAGCCAAACACUCGCGGCCUGUCCAAGAAACAUCUCGUUGAGGGUCUGAAGAGCUCGUUGAAGCGACUUCAGACGCCGUACGUCGACGUUGUCUUUGCUCAUCGUCCCGACGUUGGCACACCGAUGAAGGAGAUUGUCGAGGGCUUCACGCAAUGUAUCAGAAACCUCAACUUGGCCUACUACUGGGGCACAAGUGAGUGGAGUGCGACCCAGAUCAUGGAAGCGACUCAGAUCGCCGAGAAGUACAACCUCAUUGCUCCCGUCGUCGAGCAGCCGCAGUACAAUGCCUUCCACCGCCAACGCUUCGAGGUUGAGUACGCUCCGCUUUACGAACAAUUCCAAUACGGUACCACCAUCUGGUCGCCCUUGGCCUCGGGGGUCUUGACUGGAAAAUACAACGAUGGCGUCCCCGAGGGCUCUCGCUUCGCCACCAACAAGGAGUUUUUCAACGACACGGUCAAGUCUCUCCAGUCCGAGGAGGGCAAGGCUAAGAUUGCCAAGGUCCGCAAGUUGACGGAGCUCGCGGAGAAGCUUGGCGGCAACGUCGGCCAACUGAGCCUUGCGUGGUGCAUCAAGAACCCCAACGUCAGCACGGUGAUCCUCGGCGCCACCAAGACGCACCAAAUCGACGACAAUGUCAAGGCGGUCAAGCUUGCGGAGAAGCUGACUCCCGAAGUGAUGGAGCAAAUCGAAGGCAUCUUGGACAACAAGCCGGCUGCACCAAGCACCUUCGGUCGCAGCAGGUGA
Neohortaea acidophila is the source of this 1053-nucleotide messenger RNA. Its product is annotated as voltage-gated potassium channel subunit beta-3. The record is from RefSeq and is a predicted model, not a curated record. The coding region runs from base 1 to 1053 and encodes 350 amino acids. The transcript is spliced from 8 exons. Lineage: Eukaryota; Fungi; Ascomycota; Dothideomycetes; Mycosphaerellales; Teratosphaeriaceae.